This is a messenger RNA of Sander lucioperca (pikeperch), 4660 nucleotides long. It is a transcript of the gene casd1, whose product is annotated as CAS1 domain containing 1. Gene Ontology annotation, cellular component: Golgi membrane. NCBI's taxonomy places the organism in Eukaryota, Metazoa, Chordata, Actinopteri, Perciformes, Percidae. The coding region runs from base 1 to 2496 and encodes 831 amino acids. Gene Ontology annotation, molecular function: N-acetylneuraminate 9-O-acetyltransferase activity. The transcript has 18 exons. The record is from RefSeq and is a predicted model, not a curated record.
AUGAAGCAGGAAGCGGUGUCGCAAGAUCGGGCAGAUGGUGCACAGGGAGGAGCGCCCCUCUGCUGUAACAGCACAGAUGCUUGUUGUCAUGGAGGAGCAAAGAUGGCGGUCCUGGCCUAUAGCCUGGGCAAACGCGAAAUAAAUCAACAUUUUACCAUAAAAAAUGCCAAAUUUAUAUCGAUAGUAGUCGUCAUUGUACUCCUCGUGUUUCACACAACUUCGCGGUACUAUGGAGGCGGAGAUUCAUGUGAAUGGCUGCUGUCCAGAGGACGUUACUUGGGGGAGAACGUAUGGCAGCCGUAUGGCUGCAUGAUGCACAAAUACAAAAGCAUUGAAGCCAAAACUUGCCUUGCUGAAAAGCGAGUGGCCUUUGUCGGUGAUUCACGAAUCAGGCAGCUAUUUUACUCCUUCAUCAAAAUUAUUGACCCUGAGCGAAGAGAGGAUGGAAACAAGCACGAGGACAUUCCCUUUGAAGAUGAGAGUUCCUCUGUUAAUGUGGACUUCCUGUGGUAUCCAGAGGCAAAUAAUUCAAUGAAGGAGCGCUUAAUGUCAUGGACACACGAAGGUUCAGCAAAGCCAGAUGUUGUCAUCCUUGGAGCUGCAACAUGGUCCAUCAAGUUGCACAGUGGCAGCAGCGAGACACUGCAGCAGUACAAAGCCAACCUGACAGCCAUUGCUGUACACCUGGAGAAGCUGGCUGACCAUGGAGAGGUCUACUGGGUCCUGCAAGACCCAGUAAAUGAGGAGGUGUUGAGUGAGAACAGGAAGAUGAUCACCAACCAACAGCUGGAGCUGUACAAUGAAGCGGCUGUGGACGUGCUCAACAGCAGCAAGCGUAACAGCAGGUCCCGGGUCAAGCUGUUGGCUGCGUCCCGCCAGGCUGCACUGGAAACUAUCACCCAGUCAGACGACGGCUUGCACCUGCCUGAGAGCACCAGGAAUGUGGGAGCCAUGAUCCUCAUGAACUCUGUGUGCAACAAGCUACUGAGGCCCAUUGACGGCUCCUGCUGCCAGACGUUGCCACCCGCAAACCUCCUGCAGAAACUGGCAGCGUGUUUCUUCCUGGGCUCGGCCCUGGUCUUGCUGGUCCUCCAUAUCCUUGGCAACAACCGUCACCGCCGACCUGUGCCCUCAGACGUGGAGAGCCUAGAGGAGAAGAAGCCAGCAACUGCAGCUGCUCCCCUGGGUCUGAAGGCGCCGUUUCAGGCCCUUUGCAGGAUGGGCCUCAUCAUGAGCUAUUUUUACCUUUGUGACAGAGCAGAUGUGUUCAUGAAAGAGCAGAAGUUCUACACUCACUCCACGUUCUUCAUCCCUUUCAUCUAUAUAUUUGUCCUGGGAGUGUUCUACAAUGAGAACAGCAAGGAGACCAAAUUACUCAACCGAGAGCAAACGGACGAGUGGAAAGGCUGGAUGCAGUUGGUCAUCCUCAUCUAUCACAUAUCUGGAGCCAGUGCUUUCAUUCCAGUGUACAUGCAUGUGCGGGUGCUGGUGGCAGCGUACCUUUUUCAGACUGGCUAUGGACACUUUUCCUUUUUUUGGCUCAAAGGAGACUUUGGAUUGUAUAGAGUGUGCCAGGUGCUUUUUCGUCUAAACUUCCUGGUCUUGGUGCUGUGCGUGGUAAUGAACAGACCCUACCAGUUCUAUUACUUUGUCCCAUUGGUCACCUUCUGGUUUGUCGUCAUCUACGUAACGCUGGCCAUGUGGCCUCAGAUCCUUCAGAAGAAGGCUAACAGUAGUGGCUUGUGGCACCUCGGGGUCUUGGCCAAGUUACUGGGCCUCCUGCUGUUCAUCUGCGUCUUUGCCUUUUCACAGGGUUUCUUUGAGCGCAUCUUCUCUGUGUGGCCCAUCUCCAAGCUCUUCGAGCUGGACGGAAGCGUCCAUGAGUGGUGGUUCAGAUGGAAGCUAGACCGAUUUGCAGUGAUACACGGCAUGUUAUUUGCCUUCAUCUAUCUGGUGCUUCAGAAGUGCCAGGUGCUGGCGGAGGGCAAGGGAGAGGCUCUCUUCUCAGCCAAGAUUUCCAACAUGCUUCUCUUCCUCUCCGUCGUCUCCUUCAUAACAUACUCAAUAUGGGCUAGCAGCUGCAAAACCAAAACCGAGUGCAAUAAGAUGCAUCCUUACAUCUCUGUUGUCCAGAUUUUGGCCUUCAUUCUCAUCAGGAACAUUCCUGGCUACGCCCGCUCUAUUUAUAGCUCAUUCUUUGCAUGGUUCGGAAAGAUCUCCUUGGAGCUGUUCAUAUGCCAGUACCACAUCUGGCUGGCAGCAGACACCAAGGGAAUUUUGGUCUUGAUCCCAGGAAGCCCUUCACUUAACAUCAUGGUCAGCACCUUCAUCUUUGUUUGUGUGGCUCAUGAGAUUUCCCUCAUCACCAAUGACUUGGCCCAGGUGGUCAUCCCCAAAGACAGCGUGUCCCUGCUGAAGAGACUGGGGGCCGCUGGGCUUUUUAGCCUGGUUGUAUUGCUGCUGGCCAGUGGCAGCCAGCUCACACCCGGCGCCUAAUGAACACCUCUUGAUGGGACGGGGGGGAGUUCACAGCAAACCUGCCAAGCCCCUGCUGAGGUUGAAGUGAGGUCCAGAUCUAAGCCAGGAGCAGGCCCGGUGUUUUAGCCUACUGGUGGCCACAGGAGGCGACCUCAGUGGCAUUAAGUGACAACACAGGGAGCCGUGGGUGAACAGUGUCUCUCUGCUGGCCAUGUUCGAGUCUUUACUUUUUGACUGUGAAAGUCUCACACUGAAUAAAAGAAAAAAUGCUCCCAAAAAAGUGGUUGCUCCUUUCAGGGCAAAGUGCAAAUUGCAAGAGAGGAAAAAAAGAAGAACAAAACGCUCAAAACGUUUACAUUAUCUGGAUUCAAUAGAAAAGCGGAGAAGAGAUUUGGAAUUGUAUUUACAAUCAAAAAAGGCCCUUAUUUUAAGACCUCCUGCUUGCUGUGUGAAUUUUUUGCAGCGUUGCUACUAUUUAGCCAAACACACUGAGAAGUUUAUUUUGUCACAUACAGUACUUCCUAUUAUAACUUCAUUCUGGAAGGGAUCACUAGGCACACACUCCGUCCACAUGGCAUUAGCAACAAAUGUUUCAAUUGUGCUGCAUUUUGUUAUCAACAUGACUUUGUACAGUAUUUCUAGUAGAUCUCUAAGUAUGCAAAAUAUGGACCAACAACUGGCUUGGGCGAUUAAAAAAAACUAAAUUUAAAUUUGGAGUGCAAUUGUUAAAAUGUUGGAUUAUCCCUCAACAUAUUUUUGCUAAUGUUUUUGUGAGUGAUUUUAGAAAUGUUUGCCUUGUGCUGAAAGAUACCGUGGUCACCUGCUGUCGCUCUGAAAUUCUAUGUGAUAUGUACAGUAUUUAAUGAUUUAAAUUAAGCUUAUAUUUUAUACAGUUUUGUUUUAUUUUGUACCUUGCGCUCAUGACUGCUGUUUGUGAAGGAAGUAUUACAUGGAUAAUUUUGUACUCAUCCCAGCAUCUCAUAGAUGAUCACUUGCCUCAGAGACGCAUUGCGGAGGUUGAGCCUUUACAGUCCAAUACCCGUCUGUCCUACUAGCUCACUUCAUACUCUGUGUAUAUUUGUAUGAUAGAGUGUGAGACUUAUUUUAUACAGCAAUACUUCAGCAGUGUUUUUAGUCCUCUUUUAUGCCUCUUAGCUCUGUUGGAAAAUGCACUGGUUUGCACAUCCUCCAUCUGCUGUCACAGCCAGUGAACCUUUUGGUCAGUGAGUGAAAAAGUGAUUUCUUAGACUGAAUGCCUUUGAACAUACAGGUUCUCUCAUUGGCUUAUAGGUACAGCACAUCUUCAGAUAUACGUAGUCACAUCUGUGGUGUAGCCUGUGAUCACAAUCUUCCGUCUACUCGGCACUUUGCAUAAGGGCCAUAUCAACAUUUAAAAACAACUACUAAGUGAUGUGCUAACAGAGCUAAGAAGACAUACUGCUGUCGCUUAAAGGAAAAUAUUGUAUAUUUUGUCAGCUGACAAAUGGGUGACGUCUCUUUGCCGAUAUAUUCUUCACAGACAUUUAAGAGAGAUUAGCACUUUCAUUUUAAGACCUGCAUUUUCUUUCCAUCUUUGCAGUGAAAUACAAUGUUCAACAUGGUACCAGUGCAUAUACUUUAUCUACUUUAGCACUUUUUAUUGGGUAAAUGAAAUGUUUUGUCAAAGGUAAUUUGGCAGAUACAAAAAAAAUAUUAUGUACAAUUCAAGCUGUUGCUUAUGCAUUUUCAGUUGCAUUUUUCAUCUACCAUGGGGUAGUAAAAGAUUGCUUUGUCAAUUCUUUUCUACACAUUAAUGUAGCUUCUCUUUAAAAGAAAAACAUGGGUCCACAAAGAAUUAAUUUCUUCUUUAUAGUGGAAAAAUUUGUCUUCAGCUUCGAGGCUUCUUGUGUCAUUUAUCUGAUGAUGUGCAGUUUGAGUCAAACUGAAUAAGAGCCAAGUAAAUUUGUUAUUUCUAUAACCAGUUAUCACCUCACUGUAUAGAUGAAAAUGGCAUUUCCAUGUUGCAAUUUCCAUUGAUGUGUGAAGUUUACUGAUCCGUUUUCUUGUCUAUUACUGAUCAACAGCUAUACAUUUGGUAAUUCUUUCAGGCCUUAAUAGAUCUUUUUGGUCGUGUAAAAGCAACAACUAUUUAUACCCCUGUGCAGGGACCUCUUUGAAAUAUGUUACAUGUAAAAAAUAAUAA